Chrysochloris asiatica (Cape golden mole) is the source of this 1566-nucleotide messenger RNA. RefSeq names its product recombination signal binding protein for immunoglobulin kappa J region-like (gene RBPJL). Lineage: Eukaryota; Metazoa; Chordata; Mammalia; Afrosoricida; Chrysochloridae. The record is from RefSeq and is a predicted model, not a curated record. Gene Ontology annotation, cellular component: nucleus. The transcript has 12 exons. Bases 1 to 1566 code for a protein of 521 amino acids. Gene Ontology annotation, biological process: regulation of transcription by RNA polymerase II. Gene Ontology annotation, molecular function: DNA-binding transcription activator activity, RNA polymerase II-specific; RNA polymerase II cis-regulatory region sequence-specific DNA binding.
AUGGACCCUGUGGGGGCAGCAGGUCCCCCAGUGCCGCCGGGCCCUUUGACUCACCUGAGCCUGCCGGGCAGCUUGGAGAUGCGGCAGCAGAACAGAGCCGACGGGCUGAGCCUCCCGGGCACUUGGACCAGGUCAUCACCAGAGCGUGCAACUGUCCUGCGAGACGGCGUGAGACGAUGUCUGCAGCAACAGUGCGAGCAGACGGUGCGGAUUCUACACGCCAAGGUGGCCCAGAAAUCCUACGGAAAUGAGAAGCGGUUCUUCUGCCCUCCGCCCUGUGUCUACCUCGCAGGUCCCGGCUGGCGGGUGAAGCCAGUGCAAGGACAAGCCCAGCAGGCAGGGGAGCCGGGGCCCAUGGUCUGCGGCUACAUGGGGCUGGACGGCGCAUCCGGCAGCGCCGCCGAGACACAGAAGUUGAAUUUCGAGGAGCAGCCGGACUCCAGGGAAUUUGGUUGUGCCAAGACCCUAUUCAUCUCGGACGUGGACAAAAGAAAACACUUCCGGCUGGUGCUGAGGCUGGUGCUCCGCGGGGGCCGGGAGCUGGGCACGUUCCACAGCCGCCUCAUCAAGGUCAUCUCGAAGCCUUCCCAGAAAAAGCAAUCGCUGAAGAACACCGACCUGUGCAUCUCCUCGGGCUCUAAGGUCUCCCUCUUCAACCGCCUGCGCUCCCAGACAGUCUCCACACGCUACCUCUCAGUGGAGGAUGGGGCCUUUGUGGCCAGUGCACGCCAGUGGGCCGCCUUCACGCUACACCUGGCUGAUGAGAGCUGUUCCCAAGGGGACUUCCCGCCUCGAGAGGGCUACGUCCGCUAUGGCUCCCUGGUGCAGCUUGUCUGCACCGUUUCUGGCGUUACACUACCUCCUAUGAUCAUCCGCAAAGUAGCCAAGCAAUGUGCGCUCCUGGAUGUGGAUGAGCCCAUCUCCCAGCUACACAAGUGUGCAUUCCAGUUCCCUGGGGGCCCGCCAGGAGGGGCAAGCACCUACCUGUGCCUUGCCACAGAAAAGGUGGUGCAAUUCCAGGCCUCCGCCUGCCCCAAGGAGGUGAACCGCGAGUUACUCAAUGACAGCUCUUGUUGGACCAUCAUCGGCACGGAGUCGGUGGAAUUCUCCUUCAGCACCAGUCUGGCCUGCACUCGGGAGCCCGUCACCCCCGUGCCCCUCAUCAGCACCCUCGAGCUGAGCGGAGGGGGUGACGUGGCCACGCUGGAGCUGCACGGUGAGAACUUCCACGCGGGACUCAAGGUGUGGUUCGGGGAUGUGGAGGCCGAAACCAUGUACAGGAGCCCGCGGUCCCUGGUGUGCGUGGUACCGGAUGUGGCCGCCUUCGGCAGCGACUGGCGCUGGCUGCGCACGCCCAUCACAGUGCCUGUGAGCCUGGUGCGCGCCGACGGGCUCUUCUACGCCAGCGCCUUCUCCUUCACCUACACCCCGGAAUAUAGCCUACGGCCCCGGCCCCAGGGCGCCCCUGAGCCGGCCACCGACACCGACACCGACGCCGACGCGCUCCUGGAGAGCAUCCACCACGAGUUCACACGCACCAACUUCCACCUUUUCAUCCAGACCUAA